AUGGAGCUGCAGCUGCUGGCACGACCCGCGGCGGCCGCGCCGUCCUCCUCUGCGCGACCCUCGCUACAGCUCCCCGCCCCGGCCCCGGGCCCAUCCCGUCCCCGUCGGCCCGGGUUCCCUACUCUCCGCGCCGCCGCUGCAGCAGCUGCGGCGAUCGCCGCGGAGCCGGAAACAAAAGAGCAGCAGCAGAAUAGCAAUAUGGAAACUGAGGUGUUUGCCUGCCCUGUCUGCUACGAGCCAUUGAUGAGAAAAGGGCCACCAGGCAUAAACUUGCCAGCAAUUUAUAGGUCAGGAUUCAAGUGUUCAAAGUGCAACAAGUCAUUUACCAGCAAAGACAUCUUCUUGGACCUCACUGUAAUUGCAGGGACAAAAGAAUAUAGUGAACAGAAGCCCGCUAGAACUGAGCUGUUCAGGAGUCCACUUGUCUCAUUUCUUUAUGAGAGAGGGUGGCGACAAAACUUUAAUCGGAGUGGCUUCCCUGGUCUUGAUGAAGAGUUUCAAAUGGCUCAAGACUAUUUUCAACCCGUUGCUGGUGGUAUCCUUCUUGAUGUCAGCUGUGGCAGUGGCUUGUUUACUAGGAAGUUUGCAAAAUCUGGGACAUACUCAGCUGUGAUCGCUUUGGACUUCUCUGAGAAUAUGCUCCGCCAAUGCUAUGAAUUCAUUAAGCAAGAUGAUACACUCCUCAAUGCGAAUCUAGCACUCGUGAGAGCUGAUAUUUCAAGGCUCCCUUUUGCUUCUUGUUCAGUAGAUGCCAUUCAUGCUGGAGCGGCUAUCCAUUGUUGGCCCUCACCCUCUAAUGCGGUAGCUGAAAUAAGCCGUGUCCUGAGGCCUGGUGGAGUCUUUGUGGGAACCACCUUCUUAUCCUCUCCCAGGAACAACCCAUUCUCUGUUGAAGCACUAAGGCCACUUAGACAGAUUGUUGGACCAGUUAACACCAGCUACAACUAUUUUACUGAAGGAGAGCUAGAAGACUUGUGCAAAUCCUGUGGCCUUGUCAACUACAGCAGCAAUGUUCAGAGGUCAUUUAUCAUGUUCUCCGGGCAAAAGCCGUAUUGA
This is a messenger RNA of Miscanthus lutarioriparius, 1056 nucleotides long. Lineage: Eukaryota; Viridiplantae; Streptophyta; Magnoliopsida; Poales; Poaceae. The record is from the annotation of a GenBank genome assembly.